UCAGGAAACGCAAUUCCGCGCAACAUUUCAGUGUCCAGGAACACCCGAUUCCUUUGUAAGUCGUAGUGAAGCCGUAAGGAUCAUCGUCGAGUCCAGCUGCUUGUAAAUUCAGCAAAUAAUUGGGUGUUUUAGUCCCGGUUUCUUUGUUUCUCCUAUUAUUCUCAGUCAUUUUGCUUGGUGUUUUGCCACCCAGGGGAGCGUGUCCCGACAUGUUCACGUGGGAAAGUGACGUCAAUGCAUACCCUCUAUAUAACAACACUUCACAAUGAAGGCAGAAGGUCUUUAAUUCUCAUUCUAGUAGUGUUGACGCCGCCGCCAUGUCGUGGAGACGCUGUGUGUUUCGUUGUGAAAGCAAAUCGACAUUGUUUGCCCUUCCAAAGGAUGACACAACUAAAAAUAAGUGGUUGAAGUUUAUUUACAACACUGUUCCAUUACAGUACAAUCCAAAUAUUCUAGUGUGUGCAGCGCAUUUUGCAGACGAUUGCUUCCUGAACCUGGGAGAGUACAAGGCCGGCUGUGCACAAAGGCUAUUUUUAAAAAGUAAGCCAUUUCUAACCAUUCCAACUUUGCAAGGACAGUCUGGCACUUCAGACCCAAAGCCUAGUACAUCUCAGCAGGGUUACGGUUUAAAACAAUUAUUCGCUUCAUCUCGAAGUCAUGAUGUUGGUUCUCAGACGGACAGUAUUGAAACAAUGCCUGCAGCGUCUCCAAAGACACGUUCAAUUGGCACACAGCUGUCUUGGGGUACAGUGAUGGAAAGGCACGUUCAGAGCAAAGUUUUUUCUUUAGAUGUAGGUUCUGAAACUACUCCCAGCUUCCCUGUAAUGCCAUUUUCUUCAACUCUCAUCAAAGCCGCUUCUUUCACACCACGCAAAAGGGCUUGUCAUGCGUUGGAUGAAGAAGAGGAAGAAACAGUUUCCGACGAUUCCACGAACAACCCAGAUGAAUCUGUUGUUACAGAGAAGUCAGACAUAUGGCAGCAGACCGCAUACAAUGUCUCCAAAUACAUUGUUUUUGAAAGCUGCCUCCGAGAGCUAUUUGACACAUGCCCAAUUUGCAAAACAAAGUGCGAUGUGCACUUACGACGAAUGGGCACCUAUGUGUCGUACACUCAGCUUUGCCCAAAGUGCAGUUAUUACAGAAAGUGGGAGAGUCAGCCUGUCAUUGGAAGUACCCCUGUUGGAAACCUACUGGUGUCUGCAGCUAUUUACUUUAGUGGUGCAUCCUACUUUAAAUUUGAAAAGAUUUGCAACUCCAUGCAGCUUCGGAUCAUCCACUAUGAUGCAUUUAGGAGACAUGCUAGGAACUACCUAGAGCCUGCUAUAAUACACAAGUGGAACGUGGAUCAGAACAAUCUUUUCAGGAAGCUGCAAGAAGGAAGAAAAGUUGCAGUUGCUGGAGAUAUGAGGGCUGUUUCACCGGUGGACACAGCAAAGUUCGGCAGCUAUACCUUGAUGCACCUGGACAGCAAUACCAUUCUUGACAUGCAGCUUGUUCAGUGCAGCAAGGUAGGUGGUAGCUACCACAUAGAGAAGGAGGGCUUGAAGCGUUGUCUAGACCAUCUGUACUCUAAUGGUUUAGCUGUGGAAUACAUCAUAACGGGUCGUCAUCCAAAGAUCCAGAAGUUUCUUAGAAAGUGCAACAUCGUACAGUUCUACGAUGUGUGGCACUUUGAAAGAGGUUUGUCUAAAAAGUUGGACAAACUUUCGCAAAAAAAGGGGUGCGAGAUAUUGAAGAAGUGGUUACCCAGCAUCAAGAAUCACGUAUAUUGGAGUGCUAUGUCGUCUACAUCUGGUCCAGAGAAGGUGGCAAAAUAUACUUCGAUGCUUAACCACAUCCAAAAUGUACACAUUCAUGAGAACCCUGUAUUCCCGAAAUGUGCACAUGCAGACAAAGUGACUAUAGAUCCCAAAAAAUGGUUCCAACCAGGGUCAAUGCCUCUCUACAAAGUGGAAAAGAUCAUGAACAAUAAGCGAGUCCUGAAGGAUGUGGAAAAGCUCAAUCACCAUUACCAGACUUCUUCACUAGAAGCCUUUCACAGUGUGAUCCUGCGUUUUGCCCCCAAGAAUGUUGAUUUUCCUUUUGUUGGAAUGUUGUGCAGGUUGUACCUUGCAGCAAUGCACUACAAUGAAAAUGGAGACCGUGAGCAGGCAGUAACAACGUCAGGACAAGCAAUGUACAAGAUUGUUUUCCCUAAGUCAAAGAAGGGUGAAGCCACUGCAAAGCCACUAAAAACAGCCCCUUCAUAUGACUAUGUAACUGACUUGAUGAAGCUCGUCUUUGAGGAGGUGUUUGCAGACCCCACACCAUUUGUGGAGAAGCUGAAAAAAAUCCCCAUUCCUGAACCCCUGUCCUCUCAGUUUGAAAGGCCUUCGAAGGAGGAAGUUGUUCACCGGCACGUGUCACGCUUCAGUCGAAAGCCAACAAACUGUCCAUCCGGAUCGGGGAACUCCUGCCGAAUGCGAAGCACAACGCAGGACGGGAGAACAACUCUGAUGUUCUGUCCUAAGUAGCCCCAGCACCAGUUUACAGAGCUUCGAUAGGCGAGAUAUCUGUACCGCCUGUAAAGACCGAUGUUAACAUUAUAACUUUUUUAUUUUAAUCAAAAAAUGUGUACAUAUUUACAUUUGUAUGACUUAUUUUUUAUAAACAGAUAUUUUGAUGAACAACCUUCAAUUUGAUUUUAUUUAAAAGGAAUAUUGGUGUGUGAAAAGGAAUAUUGGUGUAGUACCCAAAUACAAGAAAAUGACUUAUCCCUUUUGUAUUUCCAAGCAGUAUACAUUUUCAACUUUUUUAUUACAGUUUUCACAUUUGCACCUACACAGUAACAGAACACCAGUAUGUUUUAAAACUUACCUUUUACAUCCUGCUCAAGUCGUGCUGGCAAAGUUGAUGUAUCAGCUUGCUCAUCUGCAUUUUCAGUGUCAGAUUCGGGCUCAAAUUGAUACUACUGAUGACAUUUUAUCACCUGAUAGUAUCAGUACAAUUGCUCUCGAAGCUGAUGUUCCAAAUAUGGGAAGGGGCGUUACAUUUACGUCACACUCUUGAGGCAUUCGGCCAAUCACAAUGCACUGGUUAACUAGUUAAUCGGAGCACACCGUGCUUUUCAGAGCGAUGAGCUUUGUAACGAAGCGUUUCAGAGAGGCGGGGCAAAGAGGAGCAACCUUCAACCAUGUAUACACAUUGCAUUACACCAAAUAUGCUAAAUAAUUAUCAGAAAAGGAGCUACGUCAUAUAACACCUUUAAAGUUACUCCUCCUUUCUUUCCGUAUACAUUUGGGUGGAAUUAUUCAAAUCUUACCACACACUGACAUAGAUUUGUGGGGGCGUGUUUAAACGAAGCAUUUUGGGCAGGUCUGGAUGAGCCUCCGCUUUUAGAUCGAAAGUAUACUUGGUUUUGAGACUUUUAUUUUUGCAGUUUUACACGUUUUAUUUAUGCAUAACCAGCUUAUAACACACCAAAGACAAAGAAAAACAUGAAAUUGCAUCAUAGGACCCCUUUAAUAACUCCUGGACACUAAUGGGCAAUUCAUCCAUAUGGACACACCUUCACAGUGCUGUUGUACAACAGGACAAGUAAAACAUUGAAAGUGACAUGAACACAUUUGCCCAUAAACCUGUUUCUGCCAGGUAUUCAGUAACAAAAGCAGGAGACUGUAAAACCUCAAUGACACCAGCUCUGUCAGAGAACAAGGCAGUUAUGCAGACCAGAGACCUAUCUGACAAUUUUAACUUCAACUAAAUGAAAAUAAAUACACACUGAGUGGACUCAUAUGGUUGGUUUAAUACCGGAUGAGAUGCAUGCAACCAACUUGUUGAAGGGUGUGCAUAUUUGAAACGAACGCUAUUUUUUUCCGUAGCCGCCUAACAUAUUAGGCUUGUGUUUUGAUGUAAAGAGAUGUAGAAACACAUUAUCAUUCAACUAUGUACAUUAAAAUACCAGUAAAACCAAAAGUCAAAUAAACACUCUAAACACUACUUAUUUUUAUCAUGCAGAAUUAAACAAUGUUAAGCAUUUAAGGUGCAUUACUAUGGAAGCAUAUUGGUAACAAUUUUCAAAUUGAAAUGCAAUUUGCAAAAUGGCAAUGCAAUAUGUAAUAUGACAAUGCAUUUAUGUCUUUAAAUAUACAGGUACAUUUAAAAUAACAUAGCCUAUGCGCAACAUUAGGUGCAAAAUGAAAAUUCAAUAAUACAAUUUACAUUUGUCAGUUCCUACACAACUUUUAAUAUGUAAUUUAAAUGCAUAUUUUAACGCUCUUUAAGUUGCAAAAUUAAAAUGCAUUCCCCAGAUUGAUUAUAUAUGUUUAAGAUAGCCAAGCCAAGAUAGCGUCAUUGCGAAAAGGCAGAGCCAUGUGAUUAUUAAAUCGCAUGCACACGAAUUGGAGCACAAAGACAGACAUGGCUUAAGUGUUUCUUAAGAUUAUUAGGUGUCUGUACUGUAGAUGAUAGAACUAGUAGCUACAUUGACAUUGUUAGAACAUCUCGCAGAAAAUUCUCUGCCUUAUUAGGCGGUGAGGUCGCUAUGCUGAACGUCUCAUGUUGACUUUCUCAUACGCGUUUUCAUCAUGAACACAUUCAGUAUUUUCAGUCAUAAUAUCUUCACACAAUUAUUCAGAAAUACACAAAUGUACAGCCCAAACAUGUCCCAUCCAUGUGGAAAAACCCAAGUACACUUGUCUGUGGUACUUUCGUGCUGGAGGCAGCGUAAGAGAGAUUAUGCACAAAUAUACGAAACAUUGCCAAAGUGAAGAUCUUGGUUUCUUAUUCAUCCGGGUGCCGCCGUUUGGGCUGUGACAGAUCCACUGUAACUCGAUUCCUGAAGUUACGGAAACGUUGCGCCACAAAAACAAUUUCUGAAUGAUUAAGAUAUUGACUAAGACAACAACAACUGAAUGUGUUGUUGAUGAAAAAUGUGCAUGCGAUUUAACGUGUUUCCAACACCUCAAAACAGCACAUAACGACAAGCGAUGCCGCAAUGAAAUGCAUUUUCAAGUCCACAUGGAAUUUUGCAACACUCAGCACACUGUGUAAAUCAAAAUGCAAUCCAAAAUGUUCAACCUGUAAAUGUUAAUGCAUUUAGGGAAAAUAACAUUUGAAUGAACAUUUUGCUACAGUUUUGCUUGGCUAUCUUAAGCAUAUAUAGUCAAAUCCAGGGAAUGCAUUUUCAUUUUACAUUUACAUUUAUGCAUUUGGCAGAUGCUUUUAUCCAAAGCAAAUUACAUUGCAUUGUACUAAAUAUAUAUAUAUAUAUAUAUAUAUAUAAAGUAUGUGCAAUGGCUGGGAUCGAACCCAUGACCUUGGCGUUGCUAGUGCCAUGCUCUAACCACUAAGUCACAGGAAAGCUGAAAUUUUUCAUUUUCAACUUCGUGUUAAAAUAUGCAUGUAAAUAACAUAUUAAAAGUAGUGUAGGAACUGACAAAUGUAAAUUAUUUAUUGAAUUUUCAUUUUGCACCUGUUGCACAUAUCGUCGCUGUCGGGCAGAAUCCUCGUAUCCCCAAAACCAUUAUUUUUCAGGAAGUUAAAAAAACUGCAUAUUUUUUGAGUUAUUAAACAUUGUAGCGUUAAAGUUGGUAUUAUACCUUAUAUUGCUAUCAUAUACUGUUGUGUACCAACAUUAACACAACAUUUCCCCAAAACCAUGUUUAAUCGGAGAUACAAGGUUUAUUACUUGGGAGCAGGGAGAUACGAGAUUAUGCUGUCAUUGAUAAGAAUGGUACGGACACAGACGUUGCUGCUGCCAGCAGUGUUCAUCAAAGUCUGCGGUCGCGUUGAGCCUUUAGACAAAAGACGAGGCUUUAAGAGCUAAUGAAAGCUAAUGACUGUGGUUACAUACAUCUUCUUAAACUCUACUUUAAACGUUAGAGCUAUGAGUGAUGCAAUACCAAAAUAAAACGUUAAACAUGCGGUCUUAAUAUAGGCCGAAAUUAAUCUGCACGCAAAUAAAGUCGGCGGUCGCGUUGAGCCUCUUGACAAGAGAAAAGGCUUCAAUUGUCAACCAAAGCUAACGACUGUGCUUACACACAUCUUCCUAAACUCUAUUUUAAAGGUUUAAGAACUAUAAGUGAUGUAAUACAAAAAACAAUGAGCUGACUAGGCUGUCUAAUAGUCGGAAAUUAGCCGAAUCUGCUCGCAAAUUUACCUUCGUGGCUCACGGACUUCCUUCUGCACCGAAGCAUUACAGCUAUCAAUUUUUAACAAAACAGACCUACUCAAAUGUAUCUAACCUAACUAUUUUCACUCGUUAUUGUCUAAAAAACUUUCAAUCAGGAGACGUAAUGCCGAGAAGCUCCCACGGAGUGAAGAAGAGGUGGAGUUACGAGACUUCUCAGACAGCUGAAGUGUUCAAUGGAGUUAAGAGAUUUGCUCUCAAGCUAUUUUCAACACUUUAGAUUGGUUAAUAAUUUGUAAAAAUAACAGACCCACAUGGGGACUGACCAAUAGCAUCGAUUUGUGAAAAAAUAUGAAAUUGACCAAAUUUGGACAUAAGAGGUUUCCGCCCGACAGCGACGAUAUGCUAUUUUAAAUGUAUAUUUAAGGACAUAAAUGCAUUGUCAUUUUAAAUACUGCAUUGCCAUUUUGCAAAUUGCAUUUCAAUUUGAAAAUUGCUACCAAUAUGCUUCCAUACUAUUACUUUAGGUUUAACUAGCAAAAAUAAUAGUAGCUACAUUAAUGCUGAAAUUCUGAUUGUUUUCUGCACAAAAAAAGUAAUUAAGGUAUAUUGCUUUAAAUUUUAAGAUGAAAAUAUUUAAUUCUAAUCGCGCUCACUCAACCGUACUGUACGCUGUCGAGAGUUGCUACACUAGCCUUUAAAACAUUAAGAAACUUCCCGUCAUGUUACAUUCGUAUUAAACAACACAGCCGACAGCAUAAAUGUUAAAUUAACACCUAUAGGAGGUUAUCUGCGUAAAUUAUGCUAAAUACUGGCUAUUUAAAAAAUAUCUUAUUAUAAUAGAUGUAUGAAAUAUUUUAUUAACUAUAUAAUUACUUAAAUUUCAAUUGUGAAGUAGACAUUGAGCACUAUAAACAGCAUUUACCUCACUAUAUUAUACAGAUUCCCUUGAAAUUAUUUUUUAUGACUGACAUUGAAAAUGGCCUAAAAGACAAAGUUAGUAAUUUCUAUCAGAUUUGUCUUAUGCUAACCCAUUUAACGUUUGGACUACACUUUCAAAACAAUCUAUUAUUAAAAACCUUCCAAAACGUAAUUAAAAAAAUGGGGGACUUGUAGUUAUUUUCUGUGUCAACUACACUUUGCCAUCAAUGCUAUUGAUACGACAUCGUUCUUUAACCCCAUCAUUUGUCAUUUUUGUUCUAAAUUUUAAGCUUUUGCUUAAUUCCAAGCAAGCAGGGACACAGACAAAUCAUUCCAAGUUGUAAUGUUUUAUAAGGAAACUUUAUGUGUGCAUGUGAAAUUCACUUUUCAUUUCAAGACAGAAAGCCAUUUUUGCAAAUUUCCAGUACAGCAGAUAAGGUUUGAUAUUAAAGAGUAUAAAAAGAAAAGAAAUCUGACUCCAAAUGCUUUUUCAACUUCGCAGACGUUAAGAGCAGGCUUUUGGUCCAAGUCUGCGGAAACCAUCUGUCCAACCUCUCCUUUACGUUUACUUUGUUCUCACUUGCAGAAAUCGAACGCUUUUGAUUGCAAAUCACCCCUGCCAUUCAUUAUCGGGCAUGGUUGCUAUCUGACAUAUGAUUGCAUAGAUUUAUUCAACAGUAAUUUAAUUUUAAUUAAGACAUAAUGGAAUGUUCAUCAAGACUUCAGCUCCCCCACUCCUUCUCAACCUCCAGAGCUGUACAUUGGGUCCCUGCCCUUUUCCUGUAGAAAGAGAAAAACGAGCGUACACGGAAAGGAAAAGAAAAACGUGUGGGAGAAAGCGUAUCAUGCACCUGACAGGCACAUUGCUUAUUUCUAACUCAAUAAAAACAUUUUUUUCAUUCAAUAGCCGUGUCGUCAUUGUAGAGGGGUCAGUACAAGGCUAUGUUGCUCACAUCAUCACCGAAGCUCUUACAUGGACAUUCAGUAAUAUCUAAGAAAAAAUUAGAGAUGGUUGCCAUUAUUAGUUACAGGUAGAUAAAUCCAUAAGGAACACGACUGGGUCUAGAAUCAAUGAGAGGAUGCUGUAUGGUCGACUGUGGGGAAAAAAUGACACUUUUGUAACUUCAUUCUUCAACCCCAAAAUAAAAUCAAACCAGUUCUGCGCAGGGGUGAAACUGCACAUUUUACGAAACCUCUAUCCUUAUGAAGCCCUAUGUAACCGCAUGACAGUUUUGUGUACUGGAAAACAAGUAUGUACAGCGUGGAAUCCUGCUAACUCAAAAUUGCUGGAGAGGAGAGAAAUAAAAAUAGGAGGAAAAAGCUGAGGUUAGAUUUUCGAAGAGUUCCACUGAUCCAGUACAAUGGGUUAAGAGGGCAUGUCGCAAAAAUCUAUAUCAAAACUCUUUGACUCAUUCUCUUCACUUUCCUACGAUAUGCAGCUUUGCUAUCUGCCAAACAACAUAUCCCGAACCAAAUAUCCCUCCCCACCAACCCUAGCAAGAAAACAACCAAAUUAAAACAAAGAAAAUAGCAUGUUAACUGGAAAAGCUUGUGCCCUCCCCGCCAGGGGUAGAGGGUGCAGGUUAAGAGUGCAGGCAUAGACUGCAGCCAAUGCCAAUUCUUUAAACUCACUUUUAGUAGAGUCAAAUUCAAAAAUAUCCUUUUUUAUUCAAGUGGCCUAAAGAGAAAACGUUAAGUGUCUUUACAUUACUGCUGGUGUAAAAAAUUUCCUUGGGCACCUUCAAUUGUAUUAUAUACAUCAUACAAGAUAAUGGGGGAAAAUGAAACAUGUUUAAAGAGCCUGAGCGCCGGCAGCAAUCCAAACCCGCACACCCUCACCCUUGACACUCUGAACCUGCAAUAAUCGUCUCUUAUUCCUUCUCGCCUAUAUCUUUCAUCUCCAUUCCUUAAGCUCUCUAAGACUGACAUGAGUUACACUGAAUCAAAAGGUGUGGCAAGCUUCAUCAACAGUUAUUAGCUCCUCCCAUAAUGCCAUGGUAACCCCUUCCCCUAAAUCAAUCCCCCUUCCCCUACAUCAAUCCCCCCUUCCCUCAGAUGUGCUAUUAAGUCCCAUUUCCAACACUCUUAAAUAUCUUCCUCAGGAGCGCUGAUCUCUUUAAGGACUAGAUGGGUGAGAAAAAGGCGGCAUCAUCCAGUGUUCUCAUCUAUUUAGUCU
This is a messenger RNA of Triplophysa rosa, 9206 nucleotides long. RefSeq lists its product as uncharacterized. Bases 318 to 2513 code for a protein of 731 amino acids. The record is from RefSeq and is a predicted model, not a curated record. The transcript has 11 exons. NCBI's taxonomy places the organism in Eukaryota, Metazoa, Chordata, Actinopteri, Cypriniformes, Nemacheilidae.